Triticum dicoccoides is the source of this 1402-nucleotide messenger RNA. Its product is annotated as lipoate-protein ligase A-like. The transcript has 4 exons. Gene Ontology annotation, biological process: protein modification process. Lineage: Eukaryota; Viridiplantae; Streptophyta; Magnoliopsida; Poales; Poaceae. The coding region runs from base 444 to 1268 and encodes 274 amino acids. The record is from RefSeq and is a predicted model, not a curated record.
CGUCGUUUAACCCUCAAAAAAAAAAAAGAUCUCACCGUCGUUUGCCUAGAAAGAGAGUCACCGUCGUCCUCCGCCUUCUCAUCGCCGGCCCCUGCCUCCGCCACUCGCCUGCUCCCUGCCGCUAGUCCCGAUCUCGCGCCGUCGGCCACCGGUCCGCGUCGUCACUUGUCCCUUCCCUCUUCGUCUUCCAUCCCGUGUCUCCCCCAACCCCAUACCCCAGCCGCCUCCGCUCAGUCCUCCCCGCACACCAGCCGCAGCCGCCGCCUGCCAACGCCCGGACGAACUACUGGUUGGCAGGUUCCAGUCCAGGUCGUGGGUGACACAGUGACACCUGGGGCCCCGCCGUUCCACUGGACUAGCGAUCCGAAGGAGGGGACGAGCGCACACCAGGUGUUCGAGGGAAUGCACCUCUGAAACGCCUUUCCCAACGAGCAGCGUCGAGAAUGACGUUCGGGUCUGUCAUCGAGAGGAACGUGGCGCGGCCACUCAUGAGGCUGGUCACCAUGCGCGGCGCGCCCAUCCUACAGCAGCUCCACCUGGAGGAACGUCUGCUGCGCCGCACCAGCGAUAACUGGUGCAUUGUCAAUGAUGGCACGGCUCCUCCCACCAUUGUCAUGGGUGUCUCUGGGAAGGUCUCUGAGCUCGUCGAGAUACGGCCUGUGCUUCAAGAUCAUGUGCCGGUGGUAAGGCGGUUCAGUGGAGGUGGCACUGUCAUUGUUGAUCAGGGGACGGUGUUUGUCACCUUCAUAUGCAACAAGACUGCCGUCGCUGGGUUGCAGCCGUUUCCCCGCGACAUCAUGUCAUGGACAGGCCAGCUGUAUGGUAAAGUGUUUCGUGGAUUCGGCGAAUUUCAUCUGCGUGAAAAUGACUAUGCAUUCGAUCAUCGAAAGUUUGGUGGAAAUGCUCAGUCCAUAACAAAAGAUCGUUGGGUACACCACACAUCAUUCUUAUGGGAUUAUGAUGUCAAAAAUAUGAGUUAUCUAAAAAACCCACAACGUGCUCCUGAAUAUCGGCAGGCGAGGGAGCACUCAGAUUUCCUGUGCCGCAUGAAGGAGUACAUGCCAUCACGGUCAGUUUUCACUGAAGGGAUUACCGCGGCCCUCGGAGACCACUUUACAGUCCAACACACAGAGCUAGAAACAGCGCUCUCUGAAGACCACGAUGACUUCAUUCCUUCUACGAAGGUGCUAUCGCCGCAGGACUUGCAAGACAUCAUCUCCUCCAAAGAGCCUCCCACAUCAGAGAGAAUUCAAGGAUGGCCACGGUGAUGAAGAUGACUGCGUGUUUUGUGGCAUACGGCAAUUUUUAUGCCACACGAUGUACUCAACUUGGAGUUUAAGCCACACUCACUGCUUUCACUUGAUUUUGACAAACCAGUUAGUCAGAAGGUGUAGUUCCAAUA